This is a messenger RNA of Tripterygium wilfordii, 220 nucleotides long. Its product is annotated as dolichyl-diphosphooligosaccharide--protein glycosyltransferase subunit 4A-like. The record is from RefSeq and is a predicted model, not a curated record. Bases 1 to 114 code for a protein of 37 amino acids. The transcript has a single exon. NCBI's taxonomy places the organism in Eukaryota, Viridiplantae, Streptophyta, Magnoliopsida, Celastrales, Celastraceae.
AUGAUUAAUGAUCAAGACUUGGGGUUUUUUGCCAAUUUUCUUGGCAUUUUUAUAAUUGCCUUCGUCACUGCUUACCACUUUGUGAUGGCUGAGCCAAAAUUUGAAGGCAAUUGACACAUUACCUACUAUCAAAUUUGAAUGUUGUAGUUAUUGAAUUGAAGGCAGUGGAUUUUUCGUAUGGAUUGGUGUUUAGGGAAUAAAGAUAUUGAUGAAUAAUGAA